Messenger RNA from Letharia columbiana, 1560 nucleotides. RefSeq lists its product as uncharacterized. The coding region runs from base 1 to 1560 and encodes 519 amino acids. The transcript has 4 exons. Gene Ontology annotation, biological process: transmembrane transport. NCBI's taxonomy places the organism in Eukaryota, Fungi, Ascomycota, Lecanoromycetes, Lecanorales, Parmeliaceae. Gene Ontology annotation, molecular function: transmembrane transporter activity. The record is from RefSeq and is a predicted model, not a curated record. Gene Ontology annotation, cellular component: membrane.
AUGGCUACCUCUGACACCAAGGGUUACGGCGACGACAAUGACAACAAGCUCGCCCAACAUGUGUCUGAUGCCUCGCUCGUAGAUGUCCCAACAAUCACAGGGACCAGGAGAGAGCCUCCAGAGCUCGUCAAGAACCUGUCACUGGAAGAGCGACAGCAUCUGGAGACAGCAUUGGUCCGAAAGAUCGACUUGAGACUCCUACCAAUGCUCAUUCUCAUGUACAUCAUGAAUUACCUUGACCGGAACAACAUCGCAUCAGCCCGUUUGGCAGGCUUGCAAGAUCCACACUCUAAGGGAGGAUUGGAUCUUACGAGCACGCAGUAUCUGACAGCGCUCAGUAUUCUCUUCGUGGGGUAUUUGCUCAUGCAAAUUCCCUCAAAUUUGUUCCUAAACAAGAUUGGAAAGCCUGCGUUAUACCUACCAACGGUCAUGAUUAUCUGGGGUGUCAUAUCCGCUGCUACAGCAGGAGCUCAAAGCUACGGUGGCUUGAUCGCCAUCAGGUUCUUCCUUGGAUUCGUGGAGGCUGCCUAUUUCCCUGGAUGCCUGUUCUUCUUGUCCUCCUGGUACACAAGAAAAGAGCUAGGGUUUCGGACAGCUAUGCUAUACUCUGGGGCUCUGCUUUCUGGAGCAUUUUCUGGCUUGAUAGCUGCAGGUAUUAAGAAUGGCUUGGAUGGAGCACGAGGUCUCCGUGCUUGGCGCUGGCUAUUCAUCAUUGAGGGUGUUAUUACCAUCUUUUUUGCGUUUUGCUCAUACUUUGCGCUGCCGAACUUUCCCCGAACGACGAGCUGGCUAACUGAGGAAGAGCGUCAAUUGGCCAUCUGGCGUCUGGAGGAGGACAUUGGGGAAGAUGACUGGAUUGACUCGAGUCAACAGACAUUCUUCCACGGGAUGAAUCUCGCAUUUCAGGAUAUCAAAACGUGGAUUCUGAUGGUUUUACUUUUUGGUUUUGUUGCCUCAGGGACUGUUACAAACCUCUUCCCUACAGUGGUUGCGACCCUGGGCUACUCAGAUGUCGACUCCUUGCUCCUCACGGUUCCUCCCUACAUACUGGCUGUCGUUACAUCCUUCUGCAACGCCUGGCAUGCCGACAAGACGGGGGAGAGAUACUUCCACAUCACGUUGCCGCUGUAUUUCGCCGUCAUCGCAUUUAUCAUUGCUGCGACCACUACAACAAUUGGGCCAAGAUACUUUGCUAUGAUGCUCAUGCCUGCUGGGGUGUAUACGGGCUACGGGGUGGCUUUAGGGUGGAUCUCUAAUACACUGCCCCGUCCUCCUGCGAAGCGUGCCGCUGCUCUCGCAGCCAUCAAUGCUGUCUCCAACUGCUCCUCAAUCUACGCUUCCUACAUGUAUCCAGAGUCAGCGGGACCGCGCUACAUCGUUGCUAUGAGCGUCAAUUGCGUGAUGGCUUUGAUGGCCAUCUGCAUGGCUACCCUGCUCCGUUUUAUUCUCGUGGGGCUGAACAAGAAGCUAGACCGAGGUGAGCCUGUCGAAGGCGCUGUCGCUGUUGGAGAAGGGGUACCAGGAGAGGCCAGUCGGAGGGGCUUUCGGUUUGUUCUUUAG